UCAGCAGAGGGAUCCGAGCCCGAUCCCUUUCUCCCUAACCCUAAGGCCCUGUUUAGAUUAGCGUUUCCGCUCGUUUUCUGGCCUAAACUUGUGACGAGGCGGCGGCGGCGGCGCGACCGCGCAAGGGCAGUGGCGAGGAGGAGGCGGCGCGACCGCGCGAGAACUUGCGGCGGCGGAGGUGCGAGGGCAGCCGGCCUCAACCAGCUUCCGCACGCCUCACCAAACAUCCCCUCUACCCGCCCGUCAGUUCUCGGCGUCUUCCCCACACGUCGACCCAAGUCACGAGAUCUGUUUCUCCACCACCAAUGGCGGCACACGCUCCAGCGCCUGCCCCUGCGGGACCAACACCGGGACAAUUGUUAGGAGCUGUCGUUAAUCCACCUGUUGCUCUUGGUCUUCUUGUCGCUAAUAAAAUCUGGGAUCCGCUUGCCGAUUACAUUGGAUACCCCUGUGACCGCGAGCGUCGCAUCGAUGACCACAAACAAGCAGUGCUGAGGGUGAUAGCGAUGAAGGAUGAUUUUCUUCUUAUAGGGCCAUGUCCCCCAUCUCUUCAGUCAAGGCACUGGAUCAAAUGUGUUGAACAAUUGGAGAAGACAUUUUCAGAAAUCCAGGAAAAGUAUCUCAGGGGCGGUUACUUCAACACAUGCUCGUGUGCUAGAGAAGCCAUCAAAGAAACGAAGCGGGCUGAAGAACUUGCAGGUCAGUACAAAGACCUCUGCAUAGACAUAAAAGCUAGACUACUCCCUGUCAAUGUGUCACAGUGGGAAGAUUUGUCCCUUGUUACUAAUUCAUACAAGGAUUUGGUGAUUAAGUUCAUCAAUGACACAAGUGGAAAGGCCAGGUUGCUGGGCAUCUGGGGUAUGGCGGGUAUUGGAAAGUCUACUUUGUUGAGACAGGUUUCAAAGUCCCGCUCUGAGUUCAUUUCUGACGGGGAUGAUUUGAUUGUGUUAAUUGUUGACACUGGUUCAGACUACUCAGUUGCUAAGGUGCAGAAGUGUCUGAUUGGACUUCUAGGAGUAACAGUAGCAGCUGAUGUUACUGAAGCUGGUGUUGCGCUGGCUAUUUCUAACCGUCUCAGGGGGAUGCGCUUUCUGGUCAUGUUUGAUGAUCUUUCUGGUCCUAUCAACCUUGCUCGAAUUGGCAUACCAGAUGCCCCUCCAGCUAGUCUUAAAUGCCAGAAAGUUGUGUUCACUACACAAAAACAAGCAGUCUGUGCGUCAAUGGGUGCUGAUGAAACCAUACACAUGGUUUGUCCAAGCGAGAUAGAGGCAGAAAAACUGUUCAAUCAUGCCGUGGGAGCAGACAUUCUGAAAGAUAAAAGGAUAUCUUCCCUUUCUCAAGAUGCGCAGGAUGAGACUCAAGAUGCGCAGCAACUACUCCAUGUCCUUCAAAUGGUUGCAAUAAGAGGUUUAUCAAAACUCAGAGAAGUUAAUCUCAAAACCGUGGGUGUGAGCAUCACAUCAAUCAGUAUAUCUGUCUGUCCUGCACUAAUUGAUUUGUCAUGGAUCAAGGAUCUCAUCAACCUUGAGCAACUUUCCGUCACUCAGUGCAGGAUGUUAAACAAAAUACUGUCUCUGGAUGUAGUACAGCAAGACACAAUCAGUAUGCCAAAACUCAAGACUGUUCACCUAGAGGGAUUGGAGGAGCUUACAGUCAUAGCUGAUUUAACCCUUAAAUUGGAUAAUAUUGUGCAUUUUUCAGUGUUCUUGUGCAGCAAGUUAGUUGGCUUACCUGUGGUGGGCGAGCGCAAACCAAAAGUUAUACUGGACUGCGAUAUAAGUUUCUCUGAUAAAAUUUUGCAAGAUGGCAACGAGUCUCCUUACAGCAUAAGAGUGGCUUGAUUAAUCUCAAUCUUCUGUCAGAAGUUUGAGGUUGCUUUGUUUCAGUAGCUGCCGAGUAGAAUGUGAGCAUGUGCCUUUUCUGGAGUUUGAGCUGGAGGAAUUUGGCGGAGGGAUGUUUUGUUUUGUUUUUACUGCGGUUCAAAGUGAAUGAAGAUGACAGAAUAUGUAUGAUAUGACAGAUGCGCUAGAGUGGUUUGUCUCUUAGACAUGAAAUGUUUUCCCCUGGUCAGGGUGAACAAAGUUGGCAAAUGGUCAGGCGUUGAAACCUGAUGUUUUUUUUUUGUUUACUUGCGUUUUGAGAUGAAAACUUGAUGGUUUGUAUGACCAGCCACUUGUACUUGGGUAGUGCCCAAUUACCUGCAUGAAAAAUGGUAGUACCGGAACUCCCCAACCUUUGGCAAUGAAAGAUUGCGGGCUA
This is a messenger RNA of Triticum aestivum (bread wheat), 2259 nucleotides long. Its product is annotated as disease resistance protein RPS2. The coding region runs from base 306 to 1841 and encodes 511 amino acids. Gene Ontology annotation, molecular function: ADP binding. The record is from RefSeq and is a predicted model, not a curated record. NCBI's taxonomy places the organism in Eukaryota, Viridiplantae, Streptophyta, Magnoliopsida, Poales, Poaceae. The transcript is spliced from 3 exons.